Molecule: messenger RNA, 2925 nt
Organism: Penicillium soppii
Lineage: Eukaryota; Fungi; Ascomycota; Eurotiomycetes; Eurotiales; Aspergillaceae
Product: DNA ligase (ATP) DNL4
Exons: 5
Coding region: 1-2925 (974 amino acids)
Biological process (GO): DNA biosynthetic process; DNA recombination; nucleotide-excision repair, DNA gap filling
Cellular component (GO): DNA ligase IV complex
Molecular function (GO): DNA binding; ATP binding; DNA ligase (ATP) activity
Source: RefSeq, a predicted model, not a curated record
AUGGAUUCAGACGAGAUAGUAGCCCCAGAACCUCCGCAGGAGGAAGAGGACCUGAACGCAAAUCUCUUCAACCCUCUAAACGAGCUUAAGAAAAAGCCAGGAGGUCCCGCCCCAGCCCGUCGAAAACUGGGCCCGCACGGCAAAGGCGCCACAAGUCUCAACCCAUACGAGCGCCGCCGCGAUGUAAUCGUACGCUUUAUUUCGCGCUGGCGGAACGAAGUCGGCGACGACAUCUACCCAGCUCUUCGAUUAAUUCUGCCCGACAAGGACCGCGAUCGACCCAUGUACGGCGUCAAAGAGAAGGGCAUCGGGAAGAUGCUAGUCAAGAUAAUGAAGAUCAACAAGGAAUCGGAAGACGGGUACAAUCUAUUGAACUGGAAGCUUCCGGGCCAGAGCGCGGCGACGCGCAUGGCUGGUGAUUUUGCCGGACGGUGUUUCGAUGUUCUUUCCAAGCGGCCGAUGCGCACCGAGCCUGGGGACAUGACGAUCGACGAGGUCAACGAGAAGCUGGAUAGGCUGUCUGCUGCGUCGAAGGAGGAUGAACAGCUGUCCAUUAUGACGGAGUUCUACCGCCGUAUGAAUCCUGAAGAGCUGCUGUGGCUUAUUCGCAUCAUCCUUCGGCAGAUGAAGGUUGGGGCAACGGAACGGACGCUCUUUGAUGUUUGGCAUCCCGAUGCUGAGAGCCUGUACAGCAUAUCUAGUAGUCUGCGCCGGGUGUGUUGGGAGCUUCAUGAUCCGAAUAUUCGGCUUGAGGGCGAAGAGCGUGGUGUCGCGCUGAUGCAAUGCUUUCAGCCGCAGCUGGCUCAAUUCCAGAUGCAUUCGUUUGAAAAGAUCAUUGCUCGUUUGAAGCCAACAGAAGACGAUAAUGUUUUCUGGAUCGAGGAAAAGCUGGACGGUGAACGUAUGCAGCUCCAUAUGGUGCCCGAUGACUCAAUAGAUGGUGGUCGGAGGUUUGGGUUCUGGUCACGCAAAGCCAAAGACUACACCUAUCUCUAUGGAAAUGGGAUCCACGACGAGAACAGUGCCUUGACGAGACAUCUCAAAGAUGCGUUCGUCGACGGGGUGCAAAGCAUUAUCCUCGACGGCGAGAUGAUUACUUGGGAUCCCGAACAAGAUUCCAUCGUCCCCUUCGGCACGCUCAAGACUGCAGCCCUGGCCGCACAGCGCAAUCCCUUCUCAACUGAUCAUCGGCCCUUGUACCGUGUGUUUGAUAUCUUGCAUCUCAAUGGUCGCGAUCUGACAAAGUAUACGCUUCGUGAUCGUCGUAACGCCAUGAGCAAGACUAUCAGACCCGUUCAUCGCCGUUUCGAAGUUCACCCUUACGAGGAGGCAACCACCACCACAGAAGUUGAAGCCGCUCUGCGGAAGGUUGUCGCUGAGGCUUCUGAAGGUCUUGUAUUGAAAAAUCCACGCUCUCCAUACCGAUUGAACGAGCGCCACGAUGACUGGAUGAAAGUAAAGCCGGAAUACAUGACUGAGUUCGGAGAGUCUCUCGAUGUCGUUGUAAUAGGUGGAUAUUAUGGCUCUGGGCACCGAGGAGGCGCCCUAUCCAGUUUUCUAUGCGGGCUGCGAGUCGACGAUAAUUCCACAGGGCCAGAAUCCAUGAAAUGCUGGUCCUUUUGCAAGGUCGGCGGCGGCUUCACCGCGGCCGACUACCAGGAGGUUCGCCAUCAUACUGAUGGGAAGUGGAAGGAGUGGGACGUGAAACGACCUCCGACUACCUAUAUCGAACUAGCCGGUGGAGAUGCCCAGAUCGAGAGUCCAGACAUGUGGAUCAAGCCAUCGGACUCAAUAGUACUGUGUGUGAAAGCUGCUUCGGUGGCAGUGAGUGAAACGUUCCGCAUGGGCCUGACAUUGCGUUUCCCGCGCUUCAAGAAGCUGCGCAAGGACAAGGACUGGAAAAACGCUCUCUCGGUCCAGGGAUUCCUGGAUCUCAAGUCUAAUGCCGAGCAAGAGCACCGGGAAAAGGAAUUCUCUGUUGAUAAUUCCCGGAAGAAACGAGUCAAGAGGACCACUAAGAAACCGCUCACCAUUGCUGGGCAUGACGAGAACGUCGGCACCCAGUAUAUUGGACCAUCUGGGCAUGUGUUCGAUGAACUGAAUUUCUUCAUAAUGACUGAAUCGACUAUCCCAGAAAAGAAGACAAAACCUCAGCUAGAGCAACUUGUGAAAGCCAACGGCGGUAAAAUCUAUCAGACCAACACGGCAGCAGCAGAUACGCUCUGCGUUGCGGAGCGGAAGACGGUCAAGGUGGCUUCGCUGCUAAAAAGGGGCGAGGAGAACAUCAUCCGUCCAUCCUGGCUAAUUGACUGCGUCAAGCAAAACGAAAAGGACGCCGGAAUGCCCGACUUUCUCCUUCCAUUCGAGCCUAGACACAUGUUUUUCAUAAUGGAAGACAGGGAAGAAGAAAUCACGGCAAAUGUCGACAAAUUCUCCGACAGCUAUGCUCGCGAUACAACCGCAGACGAGCUCAAAGAUAUAUUAAAACAAAUGGCCGACUCCAACAAGUCCGACCACACUCCCGACCCAUGGACCUUCCAAAAAAUAGAAUCCCGUAUCCAGGACAGAGUCAACGCCGGCUACACAGCACCCUGCGGCUGGCUAUUCCGAGGCCUAACAAUACUCUUCCACUCCCAGUCAGAGUCAGAGGAAAGAAAGAAAAAUGACCUCCGCCUUCGCCUCGCCCAAAACACAGCCCGAUUCGCAGGCGCCGGAAGCGCCUCUUCGCUAGAAAACGCAAGCAUCACACAUGUAGUACUCGACCCGAGCACUGUGCUGUAUUCUGCAGAGAUAUCAUCUCUUCGGACAACUCUUGCUGCUAGACCCGGGCUCAAAAUCCCGCAUCUCGUCAGCGUCGACUGGAUAGAAGAGUGCUGGGCAAACGGCACUUUACUGGACGAGGAGCGGUUUCAGGUUCGGCGGUGA